Molecule: messenger RNA, 3792 nt
Organism: Rattus norvegicus (Norway rat)
Lineage: Eukaryota; Metazoa; Chordata; Mammalia; Rodentia; Muridae
Gene: Fbxo21
Product: F-box protein 21
Molecular function (GO): DNA binding
Source: RefSeq, a predicted model, not a curated record
CUCGCGCAGCGGCCCCUCAGGUACGCGGACAAGAUGGCGGCGGUAGCGGGGGACAGCGCUAUGGAGGUGGUCCCGGCGCUGGCUGAAGAGGCCGCGGCCGAGGCGUCGGGCCCCAGCUGCCUGGUGCAACUGCCAGGCGAGGUGCUGGAGUACAUCCUGUGCAGCGGCUCGCUCACGGCGCUCGACAUCGGCCGCGUGUCCAGCACCUGCCGCCGCCUGCGCGAGGUGUGCCAGAGCAGCGGGCAGGUGUGGAAGGAGCAGUUCCGGGUGAGGUGGCCCUCUCUGAUGAAGCACUACAGUCCCACUGACUACGUCAAUUGGUUAGAGGAAUAUAAAGUUCGGCAGAAAGCUGGGUUAGAAGCCCGGAAGAUUGUAGCCUCCUUCUCCAAACGGUUCUUUUCAGAGCACGUUCCUUGUAACGGCUUCAGUGACAUUGAGAACCUUGAGGGCCCAGAGAUCUUUUUUGAGGAUGAACUGGUGUGCAUCCUAAACAUGGAAGGAAGGAAAGCUCUGACCUGGAAGUACUACGCUAAGAAGAUUCUCUACUACCUGCGGCAGCAGAAAAUCCUCAACAACCUCAAGGCUUUCCUGCAGCAGCCAGAUGACUACGAGUCCUAUCUUGAAGGUGCCGUUUACAUCGACCAGUACUGCAACCCGCUCUCCGACAUCAGCCUCAGAGACAUCCAGGCCCAGAUCCACAGCAUCGUGGAGCUUGUGUGCAAAACCCUCCGUGGCAUCAACAGUCGUCACCCGAGCCUGACCUUCAGGGCAGGCGAGUCCUCUAUGAUAAUGGAGAUAGAACUCCAGAGCCAAGUGCUGGACGCCAUCAACUAUGUCCUGUACGACCAGCUCAAGUUCAAAGGGAACCGCAUGGACUACUACAAUGCCUUGAACCUCUACAUGCACCAGGUAUUGACUCGCAGAACGGGAAUCCCCAUCAGCAUGUCUCUGCUCUACCUGACCAUCGCCCGGCAGCUGGGCGUCCCUCUGGAGCCUGUCAACUUCCCAAGCCACUUCCUGCUGAGGUGGUGCCAAGGCGCAGAAGGGGCAACCCUGGACAUCUUCGACUACAUCUACAUAGAUGCUUUUGGGAAGGGCAAGCAACUGACAGUGAAAGAGUGUGAGUACUUGAUUGGCCAGCACGUGACGGCAGCUCUCUAUGGCGUGGUGAACGUGAAGAAGGUGCUGCAGCGGAUGGUGGGCAACCUGCUGAGCCUGGGCAAGAGGGAAGGCAUUGACCAGUCCUACCAGCUCCUCAGAGACUCCUUGGACCUGUACCUGGCGAUGUACCCGGACCAGGUGCAGCUCCUGCUCCUGCAAGCCAGGCUCUACUUCCACCUGGGCAUCUGGCCAGAGAAGUCUUUCUGUCUUGUCUUGAAGGUGCUUGACAUCCUCCAGCACAUCCAGACCCUCGACCCCGGGCAGCACGGGGCGGUGGGGUAUCUAGUGCAGCACACGCUAGAGCACAUUGAGCGCAAGAAGGAGGAGGUGGGCGUGGAGGUGAAGCUGCGCUCCGAGGAGAAGCACAGGGAUGUCUGCUACUCCAUCGGGCUCGUUAUGAAGCACAAGAGGUACGGCUACAACUGUGUGAUCUACGGCUGGGACCCCACGUGCAUGAUGGGGCACGAGUGGAUCCGAAACAUGAAUGUGCACAGUCUGCCUCACGGCCACCAUCAGCCCUUCUACAAUGUGCUGGUGGAGGACGGCUCCUGCAGAUACGCAGCUCAAGAAAACCUGGAAUACAACGUGGAGCCUCAGGAAAUCUCGCACCCAGAUGUGGGGCGCUACUUCUCGGAGUUCACGGGCACACACUACAUCCCAAAUGCAGAGCUGGAGAUCCGGUACCCCGAGGACCUGGAGUUUGUGUAUGAGACAGUGCAGAACAUUUACAGUGCAAAGGAGGACACAGCCGAGUAGACUCAGGGGCUGUCACAUGUGUGCUGCUGCUGCUGCCGCUGCCGCUGCCGCUGCCGCUGCCGCCUUCUGGGGAACAGACUCCUGAAGGACGCGUGCUGCCCCCCGGAGUCAGCACAGGACAGCCACUUCACCAGCAGCCCUGGCUGCCUCCCCGGUUUAGACGGUGUGUGUUCCUCCAGCCGCAGACAGCGCUGCUCUCCGCUACACUAGUGAAUCAGUUGAAAGGCACCGUGUCCAGUGGCAUGGCUCGUCUGCUUGUCCCGUGGUGACAGUGUGUGACAUUCUGUCUUCAUGAGGUCUCACCAUCCACACUCUGUUCUCUCACCCCCUUCCCAUCCCCGUCUCAUCUACCUUGUGUCAGCGUCUCUUCCGAUAGACGGUUGGGGGCCAUGUUUCCUCAUGUCUGGAACACAGGCCGCUGGGUCAGGGCCACCGCCCUCCACCUUAUGUUAGGUUGUGCUCAGAGGAAGGCCUGGAGAUGGUGUCGUCAGAGUGGUCAGUCCAUGGUUUUUUUUUGCUAAUACAGAAACACAGAUUUCAAGUGUUCCUUUUUUUUUUUUUUUUUUUUUAAUUUAAAUUGAGAGGACAGUGUCUCCUUCCUUUCUCCCCCACUGGGUCUGUGCACAUCUCUGCCUGUUGUGAGCUUCUGUCUCGUACAUUGGUUCUCCGAGCAAAUGUACAGCAAUGGCCUUUCCGAGGGAAGUCCUCCACGUCCGAGUGCUGCUCCUUUUAGAUGACUACUCCCUGUUUAACCCUAGGAAUCUACUCCAGUAUCAUGAGUGGAUCUUAAGGCGGUCAUGGGUCCGCUUCAGCAGUGAGGCCUGCAGAUCGAAUGAAAAUUCCUCUUAAAACUUGUACCUCCUGGUCCCCAAACCAAGAAAACAGGUCUCUUCCUCUGAUCAGGAAAAUGAACUGAAGAAGCCUAACCGGGAAGACAGACUUCCUGUUCCCUGUCACUCCUUUGAGUCACGGCCAGACCCUCCAUUUUGAGAGUGUUGGGCUUAUCGGAAGAGGAGUGCAUGCUUUGGGCUUCAAGCUGCCAGUCUGAAGGCUCCAGGACACUGACUCCUGGAUGAGGUCUAGCCUCAGGUCACCCCUGGCUUCUGCCUGAUGCUGUCCAUGAGUGUGAAAGGACCAAACCUUUACCAGACCCUAGUGGGUCCUCAGACAAGCGGUCCCAUAGGUAAUUACCCAUUGGGCCAAUGGCACUUCUGCCCUGCGUUUAAAAUGCCAUCAUUCUAGUGAGUGGAGCUUUAGGGUCUGCCUGCCGGCCUCGCCUGCCUGCCUUCCGCAUGUGAAUCCUCAUCCGGUCCAAGUGAGCACUCCCUCCAUUGUCCUUCAGCAGCCCCAGGAUGGCCGAGGGAGACCAUCACUUAGGCAGUCUCUAGAAGGACAGGACGCUCGAGGCUUUUGCAGCUGCAGAGGUUCCUGCCCAGUCUGUGCCUCACCAGUCAGAACCAGUCAGAGGCGGGCUCGAACUUGCAUUUGGAAAUUUAACUACUCUGAGCAUCUGCCUGAGGUUGGGGGAUUUACACCUACUCAUUGAAAGAUGAGAGAACCAGCCCAGAGGACUCAGACCCUUGCAUCCCAGUUGUAAGCAGCCGCGGAGCAUGCUGGAAGUUUCCAUUGCUGGGUUUCUGCUUUGGUUUCCUUUUUCCGUAGAGAGCCAUCAAAGCUGAGCAGGAUGGCUUCCCUCCCUGACCUGACUGUAAAUAAUGUACGUAGACUGUUUUUAAAUGUGUUUCUUCACGAAGGCUUCGUUUGGCUGAGGGAGCCUCUAUCACCCGUGUAAGUUGGCAUUUGGGCACUUUCUAUUUUUCUAAAAAUGUGUUUUGGAUCCUGUACUCUAAUAAAUCAUAAGUUUCUUUUUAAAAA